Vitis vinifera (wine grape) is the source of this 2877-nucleotide messenger RNA. RefSeq names its product disease resistance protein RUN1-like. Gene Ontology annotation, biological process: defense response. Lineage: Eukaryota; Viridiplantae; Streptophyta; Magnoliopsida; Vitales; Vitaceae. The record is from RefSeq and is a predicted model, not a curated record. The coding region runs from base 184 to 2877 and encodes 897 amino acids. Gene Ontology annotation, molecular function: ADP binding. The transcript has 4 exons.
AUUAACUCCUAGUUCCAUUUAAGUACUUCAUAUUUGUUAUCUUUUGCAACCCAUUGUAGCUUAUUGCAUAUUUUGUUAUUCUUUACAAUUGGCAGGUAUGAGUUAGAAGUUAUUGAGAACAUUAUUGAUGAUAUCCUUAAAACGAGUCAUCAACUUUUACAUGUUGGAAAUAACAUCAUUGGAAUGAACCUCCUUUUAGAAAAACUCAAAUCUUUGAUAGAAGUUGAAUCAAAUGAUGUUCGCAUGGUUGGGAUCUAUGGAAUUGGUGGAAUCGGUAAAACUACCAUGAGCAAAGCUAUUUAUAAUGAAAUCUUAACUAAAUUUGAGGGAAUUAGCUUUCUUGAAAAUGUGAGAGAAAAAUCCAAAGAUGAUUCUAGUCUAGUUCAAUCACAACAACAACUUAAUAAUAGUAUCCUAAAGAGAAAAAAUCCAACAAUAAGUAAUGGUCAUGAAGGAAUCCAUGUGAUAAGGAAAAGGCUCCAAACAAAAAGGCUCCUUGUCGUUUUGGAUGAUGUGGAUAAGUUGAAACAGUUGGAAAAUUUAGCAGGAAAACAUGAUUGGUUUGGUCCAAGAAGCAGAAUCAUCAUAACAUCUAGAGAUCAACAUUUGCUGAAUGUGCAUGGAGUUGAUGCAUUACAUGAGGUUAAGGAGUUAAAUCAAAAGGAAGCUACUCAACUAUUUAGCCAACAUGCCUUUCAAAAAGAUCUUCGUGAAGAACAUUAUGUAGAAUUGUCUAAGCGCGUGGUAGAUUACACUAAAGGUGUCCUGUUAACUCUUAAAGUUUUGGGUUCUUUUCUUUUUAGGAAAAAAAUACGAGAAUGGGAAAGUGAAUUAUGUAAACUAAAAAGAAAACCUAACAUAGAUGUCCAAAAUGUUCUUAGGAUAAGCUUUGAUGGGUUAGAUGAUUUUCAGAAGGAAUUAUUCCUUGAUAUUGCAUGUUUCUUCAAAGGGCAAAAUGAGAAUUUUGUUACUAGAAUACUAGAUAGUUGUGGUUUCCAUGCAACUAUUGGAAUAAAAGUUCUUAGUGACAAGUGUCUAAUAACAUUUUUCCAUGGCACCAUUAGGAUGCAUGAUCUAUUACAACAAAUGGGUUGGGAAAUUGUUCGCCAAGAGUAUCCUAGAGAGCCUGGAAAAUGGAGCAGAUUAUGGGAACUUGAUAAAGUCUAUGAUAUGAGAUAUCUCUAUUGGGAUGCAUAUCCUUUGAAAUUCUUACCAUCACAUUUUGAUGGGGAGAACUUGGUAGAACUCAACUUGCAAUCUAGUAACAUAAAACAAAUUUGGAAAGGGAAUAAGAAUUUCUUUUGUCAGUGUUUGCAAGCUUUGAAGGUGGUUGACCUAAGUCACUCAAAGAAGCUCAUCAAAGUGUCAAAUUUCUCAUGCAUGAAAAAUUUGGAGACACUAAUUCUUGAAGGUUGUACAAGUUUGCACUGUGUUGACCAAUCUAUUGGAGUUCUAAAGAAGCUUACUUUACUGAGUUUGAAAGGUAGCAAAAGGCUUAAAAGUUUGCCAAGCACUGUUGAGUGUUUGGAAUCUCUUGAUACUCUUUAUCUCUCAAGUUGCUCCAAUCUUGAAAUAUUUCCAGAGAUCAAAAGGAAUAUGAAACGUUUAUUGCGGCUUGAGUUAGGUGGGACAGCGAUAAAAGAAUUACCCUCCUCAGUGGAUCAUCUCACUGCACUUCAAUACUUGGAUCUGCCUGAGUGCAAAAAUUUGGAAAGCAUUCCAUGCAGCAUAUGUAGGUUGAAGUCUCUUGUGAAUCUCAAUCUUAAUGGUUGCUCAAACUUAGAGGUUUUUCCCGAAAUCUCCGAAAAUAUGAAAAGUUUACAAUGUCUUUUUUUGUGUGAAACGGCUAUAAAAGAGCUACCAUCAUCAAUUGAAAAUCUAGUUGAUCUUCGACUCUUGGUGCCGGAUAAUUGCAAAAACCUUGCAACUCUUCCAAACAGCCUUUAUUAUUUGAGACAUCUUACAACUCCCCGUCUUGCAAACUGUUCAAGACUCCAUAAACAUCCGGAGAAGUGGAACCUGGAAUCUUUAGGUAGUAUUGGUUCGCAAUUGGCUUCCUUGAAGAUAUCUCUAAGAGGAACAAAUAUCCGCAGCAUAUCUGUCGUCAUCACUCAACUUAGUAACCUGGAAUUUCUUGAUAUGAGCCACUGCAAGAUGCUUGAAGAAAUUCAAGGGCUUCCACCAAGUCCACGUGAGAUAAAUGCGUACGGUUGCACAGGCCUCAAAAGCUUAAUCCACUCACAAAUUCAGAUAGGAUUCACCUAUGUACAGAGUUUGGACAUGGAGAAAUAUUUGGAGAUGGAAAGCAGUUCCAUGCAAGGUUAUCUUUGUUUGAAUAAGACUGGCGCCAUUGAAGAAUUUCCCUCCUCAAUGGAUCAUCUCACCCGACUUCAGAAGUUAGGUAUGAGAGUGUGCCAAAACUUGAAGAGUCUUCCGAGUAACACUGGUAGGUUGAAAUUCCUAGAAGAACUCUAUGUCAGUGAUCAUUCAAACCUGGAGACUUCUCUGGAAUCACAGAGAACGGAAAAUAUUAAGGGUCUCAAACUGGACUUGCCGAGUUUGAAAUGGUUAGAGCACUUGUUUCUGAUGGAUGGAACAGUCGCCAAUAAUUUAUGGUGCCUAUCAUCACUAGAAUGUUUAGAUCUAAGCGAAACCAGUAUCCAUCGCAUACCUGCUGGUAUUACUGAAUGUUGUAAUCUGAAACACCUUAUCAUCCGUCACUGCAAGAAACUUAAAGAAAUUCCAAAGCUUCCAUCAAGCCUACUAAGCAUAGAUGCAUACGGCUGCACAGGUCUGGGAACAUUAUCAACUCCAUCAAGUCUUCUCUGGUCUUCUCUCCUCAAAUGGUUCAAGAAAGUUCAGGUAGAUUUUUAUUAA